GGGAGUGUGAGGGAGCAGCGCCGUGUUCAUAGACAUCUAAGCAACCGGGGCAGAGGCAUGGAGGUCGCAGACUGGGAGGCAGUGGGACUAGCCAGGGUAGCCCGUCAAGCUCGCCGUGUGCGUGCGCUGGGCCAGCAGAAGAGAACGGGCCCGCGACGAAUUCGACGGCGCGGGCCUACGCCCAAAACGCUUAGGGAGCACGACGGCAUUCCACGAGGACAAUCCCUGCCAACACGCGCGUGAGCCUGAGCGGCCAAGCCGUUUCAUGCCACGGCGCGACAAAGCGGCCGCCGCCCGAGGCGGCACCCGGCCUGCCCUUGGCCUGCCAGAGCCCGCCGUGUGUCUGCUCAGGACGCAGUUCGGCGUGCACAUCUCAUCUGCUGCCCGCCCGCUCACUCAGACACCAGCGCCCCCGACCGCGCCGGGCCCAGCGCAGCCUGUCUGGCUCCGUGGCUCGCAUGCAGGCGCGUCCGCGAGCAGCGACGGCAGCGCUGCGCUGAGCAAAGCGUCGUUACGCCGCCCUGGGUCACCGAGGUUGCGCGCUGCACCGCCCUUGGUUUGGCCACCCCCCCGUUGCCGUGUAACGCCUGCCCGCACCUGUUUGCUGCCUGCCGAGUCGGACAGUGUGACGUCCUACCAUCUCAACCAUCCGCCGUGCAACGACCAGCCCUGCUCCGAGAGGUGCGGAGUAUUGCUGAUGUCCUGCCAAAACGUGGCAAUCCACGUUUUCCUGCCCUGGCCCGGCCUUGGCUGCGCUGCCAGCGGCCACACCUGCCUGGCGGCGACCGUCGCCGUCGUCUGGCAAAUUUGCUCGCAGCACCCUUGCCCGCAUCGUCCCCAUUUUCCUGUGGCCAUUGUGGCCAUUGCACCUCUGCUGCAGUUCGUGGCUGGUCACAAUCAGCGCCCCCAGCCCCCGCCAGUCGACACCGACUUCUCCAUGCGCAGAACAUGCCUGUCGCCUUGACGUCGGUGACCAGCCGUGAUGCGUGCCCCAGCACACCUCACCUGCGUGCGUCUGCUCGACGGCAAAGCGUUUCGGGACACACAAGAUGCUGAUCGCUGACCACGUGUGCGACCCACGGCCUGGAUGCGAGACAUGUUCAGGCUUGCCUGGCUUGCCGGGGCCCGCCGUACCCGACCU
This is a messenger RNA of Paraphaeosphaeria sporulosa, 1141 nucleotides long. RefSeq lists its product as uncharacterized. The transcript has a single exon. The record is from RefSeq and is a predicted model, not a curated record. Bases 266 to 964 code for a protein of 232 amino acids. NCBI's taxonomy places the organism in Eukaryota, Fungi, Ascomycota, Dothideomycetes, Pleosporales, Didymosphaeriaceae.